GGGGUGGAAGGCGUUUUCUUCAAUCCGGUGCCAUCCGCGGCGUGCGGAGGCUCGCAGCCCUGCAAGUCCUCUUGAGGCCCUUCUGUACCGUUGCCCUUGCCUUUCCGUGUGAUUAUUGGCUGACUCUUGAGCUCUUCAAUUGGGAAAGGAAGCGGUCUUUUUCGGAAUGGCAAUGGCGAGACCUUUGCAUGCGGGCGAUGGGGUUCUGUGGAUUCUGCAAGCCUGCAACAGCCCAAAUCUGAUCAUAUUCUAUUCUUCAUGAUCUGAAUUUGCAAGAUUGCACAGUUCUGCAUUCCAGGUGCAAGAGCCCUUGGCGAUGGGUCUGUAUUGCAAGGUGUUUGUUCCUGAACAAGGAGCGAUUCUUUGGGAAACCCUUAAGAGGUGGAAGGACCCUAACCAAAAAUGGCGUUGGAGGACUGAGUGUUUGGCUUCAGAGAGUAGGCCAAAGCAGUUGACUUAAAAGGCUGAGCUUCCAACUGUUUGUGAAGCAUCUGGUCUCCUGAAGGUGGCCACCGUCAGAAUGGAGGACAUAUACAGAGAGUGGGACUGGACUGCUUGUUCUUCUGUCUCCAAAGGAGAAAAGUCGGUUUACGUAGAGAUGUAACUGCCCUUGUUUAUUUAUCUGCUCGGACCUCCAAUUUCCCCCUUGUUCCCCACUGACAUGAUGAUCUCUCUUUUGGAAUCUCGUUCGGCUGAAUGUUGCUGUUGAGAAAUGGAAUCUGAGCAUCAGUUGGGAGCUUACCUAAACUGCAGGUGGUGGUCCUUGAUGUGCCGCAUACUGGCCAAAUAACUGUCCCAGCUUUAAUAGUUUUGUUUCGUUUUUGUGUGUGCUGCUUUGCUCCAGUUUUUAAGCCUGUUGAGAUCUUUACAAAUUGCCUUGGGCGCAAAAACGUGCAUGAAACGGGUAGGCUGGAGUAUGUUCUAAACUUAGGAAUUGUCUAAACAUCCUUGGAGAGUCAGUGGUGGUGCAGUGGUUAGAGUGUUGGAUUGGGACCUGAGAGACCAGGGUUCAAAUCCCUGCUUGGUCAUCAAGCUCCCUGGGUGACCUUUGGCCAGUCACUGUCUUUCAGCCUAACCUACCUCGCAAGGUUGUUGUGAGGAUAAAAUCAGGAGGGAGAGAACCACAUUUGUACGCCACCUUGAGCUCCUUGUAGGAAAGGUGGGAUAUAAACAUAAUAAUAAAUAUAAAGUGCCUGUAUUUAAAUUUUGAAGGGCCUCCUCUGACAAGAUCCCUUUGGAAUAGGGUAGUGCUUGACAAUUUCAUUGUGUUCUGAGUAUUUUUUUUCUGAAUGGUCAAACCUUCUUUCCUGCAGGAUGGUGAACCUAGAUUAGAGAACCUCCCUUCGUGAAGGGGACUAGCAGAUGGCAUCCUGAAGCUCCUGGAAUCCUAAACUAGCCAGCGUUACCUGGAGAUGCCAGGCAUUGGACCGUCUGCCUGCAAAGCAGCUGCAAAGAGCUCAGAUGGGCUAACGGGGGGCUCCUGCUGACCUCCAGAUGCUGCUAACCUGCCAUGCUGCUGCACUGAUUCCUUCCAGCCCACUUCACCGGGAUCAGUACUGCGCCCAGACCACCAAAGCGUUGCUUCUGCCUCCCAGCAGUUUAGGAUCCUGCCGGCAGAAGGAUUAAAUUUCUCCGCACUUCAAGAAGGAUGCAGACAAACGAACAGGUUCAGAGGAGGGCAACAAGGAUGAUCAGGGGACUAGAAACAAAGCCCUGUGAGGAGAGACUGAAAGAACUGGGUAUGUUUAGCCCAGAGAAGAGAAGACUGAGGGGAGAUAUGAUGGUACUUGAAAGGUUGCCACACAGAGAAUGCUUUGAUUUGGAUUCCUGCAUUGAGCAGGGGGUUGGACUUUAAGUUUACCACUACAGAAGAGUUCGGGAGAUCUGAAAAGCUUGUAAAACAGUAUUCUGCAGUAUUUUGGUGGGGCCUAAUAUUUGCCCAGAGAGACAGGAGGAGGUGGAUUAGGCAACCUGGGACCAGACGCUCUACCACUGAGCUGUGGCCCUCUCCAGGCUUUGAGAUGGGACAUUCCCAGCCCUACCUGGCGAUGCCACGGAUUUAACCUGGGACCUGCUGCGUGCAACAGCAGAUGGUGCUCCACAGAGCUGCUGCAGCAUUUCCCUCUUAUGGUGCUUGGCUUCUAAGGCCUCCUCCAUAAUCAGCCCUUCUGAGUAGUUUUUCUGGGCACCGGCCCAACAGCUUAGCAGGACAGAGGAAACUGCAGAGGCUUCGGCGGCAAGUCCAGGCCUCGCCCCUGCGGCCUGGCAUUCCUUGACUAAAAGCAUCCCUUUGCAGUUGUUGUUCUGGGCACCCACCCAGCAGCUCAGCAGGGCAAAGGAAUCCGCACAGGCUCCGGCAGCAAGUCCAGGCGUGUUGUGGCCACUGGAUCCAGCACACCCCCAUUACCCUGCUCCCUUUCACUCCUUCGCUCAGCAGCAGAAACUUUGCCCCUGGCACCCACCCACAGCAGCAUCGAUCCCCAGGGCUUGGGAUGGGUUGCCGAUGGCUAGGCCUGGUGUUUACUCUAGCGGCAGCCGCUGCUCCCAGCUGCAGAGGAGGCGGCAUGCCUGAGUCAGAGGUCCCUGCUGCACCCUGCCCACAGGGAGAAAGUCUACAAGAAGAGGAGCAGCACAUGAUGCCCAGAUUCAGCACAUGCAUGCUGCAAUGUGCUGCCCAAGCCAUGCUCGGAAUGGUUGGUGCCAAGGCCACGGUCUCCUUGAAGCUCAACGAAGGCAGGGAAGGCAAGGAGCAGGAGUUCUGCUGGAUGCUCCACCUCCGCUGUGAGAAGGGAGAGAGACUCACCAAAGCCUUUGUCCUGCUGAACCUAGAACAGCCCCCGGACGGAGGCCAGCCUCCUCCCUACCGGCUUCUCCUCACCACCACCGCCACCACCCCUCCCUCCCCACGGCAGUAUUUGCGGGGCCACCACGGAAACCGUGGCACAAGGCUCUUGAGUAGGCAAGCCUGCGGCAUCCGCUUUGACGUGACAGAGCCCUUCCGCAGUGCCAGGGGAGGCCAGGAGGCCAAGAUGUGCGUCGAGGCGGUCUGUCCAGAGGAAGGGGGCUGCGGGGCCUUGCGGCUGAGCCUGCGCUGCCCGCCCUUCUUGGCCACAUUGUGGCGCAGUCUGCCCCGGCCGGACAGCUAGACAACGGAAAGGGGGAGAGGCUCUCUCUACGACAAGAAGGUGGCGCUUAGCAACUGUUGGGGGUCAAGGGUUGCGGGGAAAAGGGUUCAAAGGGCACAUGGAUUUACACAUACAUACAUGCUCCGGUCCUGUGAUUGGCACGCCGGAGGGAGUCUCAUAACAGUCUUUACUCCAGUGAUAGUUUUUACUUGGUAAUGUCAACAUUAACAUCAAACCAUAGAAGUGUAUCUUAAUAUAUAUACAUAUAUAUGUAGUGUACAGUAAGGCAAAAGAGGAAGGACUAAAAGAGGAAACCAAGAGUUGCCAACGUGGUGCCUGUGGACACACUGGACCCCGGUGAUGUCUUCUCCUGAUGCCUACGAAGCCUCUAAGCCCACAUACUCCUUCUCUUGCUGCCCCCUUGGUCAUGAGGCAGUGAACGCGGUUCCUUCUUUCUCCCUUGAAAAGUACAAAGAGCUGAAGGAGGAAGUUGGAAGAGUGAGGCUCUUUCCCACUUCUGUCAACUCUAUGUGCUGUUCAAAACUCAGAUGAAUACUACUGGAUCUGACUUUCCCCCAGAUACCUUGGAAAAGCAAAGUAUGUCCCUGUGCGCUCUCUUAUGUUUCUGUUGGGGGGUAAGUGACGGGGGGGUGCCUGUGGCAUUCACCCCAAAAUCCAAAAAAUGUGUUCAUGGGCUUAAAAUGGUUGCUGACCAUUGGUGUGAACCAAGAAGGGGGGACAACACGUCCAUAGUAUGUGUAUCCCUAGAGGUUGUAAAUCCGUGCAGGCUGCCACUACUCCCAGGCUGCAGCUACCAUUGUGGAGCAUUGGGGGGACAAACUGGUCUAGCAAUGGCCCGAAGCAGAGCUCCUGGCCCACAUGGCAUGCCUUAACUUGCUGACACUCUUACCUAAAUUAUACCCAUAAUUAGACCAUGCUAAUAGGGCGAGGCUGGCAUGAGGCAGAAGUGUGGGAGGGGGGCUCACUGAGGCUUGUCCAGGGCCCCCCAAAACCUAGAGGCAGGCUUAGCUACAUAUUUACAUAAUAAACUAUCAGAGACCACAUCACACCAUACACUGAAAGCACAUGGCUUCCCCCAGAGGAUUCUGGGGCUGUAGUUUACCCCUCAUGCAGACCCCAGCACCCUUAACAAAUGACAGUUCCCAGGAUUCUUUGGGGCAAGUAAUGAGCUUUAAAUGUAUGGUGUAGAUGUGACCUAUAUUCACCAACUAUUUACCAGGGAAAGUCACAGUUUGGGGGUAGCUGUCCUGGUGAAUCAUUGUUUCAAGUUUCUGCCUCUGGGCAAAAAUUUGGAGGAUGGCUUCUUAACAUUUUCCAGCUGUACACAACAGACCUGCUGGCCUGGUAAUAAUGUUGCUUAACGUCAGUUCACUCCAUAAUGAGACCUCCAUCACUGAUAAUUGAAUUGUGGAUGAGGUGGUUAACCUGGAGUGUCUCACCAAAGAUCUGGGUGAGUGAUAAGUGUCUACCUUACCCCGCUUGGGAUCCAUGUAUUUGAAAGACUGUCUCUGCCAACCUGUAGUUCCAUCAGCAGCUGUAGUUUAGGGGAAGGGCCACGUAGCUCAGUGGCAAAGCAUCUGCUUUGCAUGCAGAAGGUCCCAGAUUCAAGCCCUGGCAUCUCUAGGUAGGGCUGGGAAUGUCCCCUGCCUGAAAUCCUGGAGAGCUGCUGCCAGUCAGUGUAGAUGAUAUUGAGCUAGAUGGACCAAUGAUCUAACUCAGUAUAAGGCAGCAUCCUGUGUUCCUGUGGUGUGACAGCGUGAAGCAGGUCUUCUCAUGUGGCACCCCGGAAGUGGAGUUCCUUCCCUCUAGAUGGCUGUCCCACAUCUUAAUGUUUUUAGAUGUCAGAUUAAGAAGUAUCUUUUUCUUCAGGCCUGUGGAAGGGGCUGAUGUGAAGAGCAGUAUUUUUUGCUGUUGGAUUUGUUUAAUAACGUUCUUGGUUUGUGAUUUUUAUAUUGUAUUGAUGUAUUUUAAUGGAUUGUAGUUUACCAUCCUGGGAACUUUUGAACUGAAAGGCGGGUUAUAAAUCUAAUAAAUAAUGAUAAAAACAAUUCAUGUUCGAGCUUUCUCCCCUUUGAUGUUAGAUCCCUGAGUGAGAGUCAGAUGUGUCUUGGCUGUAGACAAGGGGGCAUAAAAUGCAUGUGCAGAAACAUUAAGGCUCAGUUAAUAGACAUGUAAGUUUUCCCUUCCCCUCCUUUUUCAUGCCUGCCAGCAGUUCAAAUGCUUCCACUUUCAAUUUGAAACUAACCACAGUUCCUCAUGAUGUCAGAACUCAGGGAAGUGUGGUUUAUUAAAACUAUGGUUACUGAAAACAAGCCAAGAACUGGGCACCCUAGAAUUCACUUAUGGUUGCUGUAUGUAGCCUUCCUGAUCGCCACAUUUCUUUAUUGGCAAAAGUUUCAUCUUUUGAUUUUGUGUAAAUAAAGUAAAAACCAUUUUUCUGUCUAGCCAAGUGUC
Rhineura floridana is the source of this 5600-nucleotide messenger RNA. RefSeq lists its product as uncharacterized. NCBI's taxonomy places the organism in Eukaryota, Metazoa, Chordata, Lepidosauria, Squamata, Rhineuridae. The record is from RefSeq and is a predicted model, not a curated record. The coding region runs from base 2493 to 3146 and encodes 217 amino acids. The transcript has 11 exons.